CGGAUGUACAACUCCGCCGUGAUGACACCCCGGACACCCAAGAGAGUCUUCCGAGCAUGCCAGCGUUGCCGGCAACAGAAGCUAAAGUGCGACACUCAACGGCCGUGUACCCUUUGCGCAAGAACAGGGGUCGAGUGCGUCCCGGUUAUGAGAGAGCGUUGGAAAGCAUACGCGCCAUCGCCGCGCCCGAAUUUCUCUGCACCGAAUGAACAUGAUGGAAGGAGGAAGAGGCGACUCCCAGGGCCGUCUGAGCAAGCUCGAGGACGUCGCGCCGCUAGUCCUCGCGGGCAUGAGUCUACAGCUGGCGCUGAUGAGGGCAAUGAUGUAUCUCAUCCUACCGUGUCCAUCAGUGAAGAGCAAUUAGGUGGCUCGAGCUCGACCAUGUCCCUGGUUGACGGAGCGUUCCGACUGUACAACGCGCCAACCCCCGAAGUCCCGUUAGCCACUGCGAUUCCCGGUGGUGGCAGGACGUCCGCCAGAGUUACCAAGACGACCGGGGAUCGCAGUGACAGACCAGUACCUCGAAACCGGAGGUUGCUGGCAGCACAACCGGCUGUGAAGGAGCUGAUGUCCCUGCUCCCCAGCUAUAAUGUCGCAAAACUACUUGUUAAUACCUACUUUGACUGCGUGCACUGGUUCGUUUUGCUCUUUCACCAGGAUGAUUUUCGUCGGAGGUGGCAGGUCCUUUACGACACACCCUCGGAUCGGCGUUGUCGACACGAAGCGAAGAAUGAUUUCUAUGAUAUUGGGUUCAUUGGCUCAUUUCUAAUGGUCAUCGCUAUCGGUAUCGAGUACUCAGGUGCUCACCGCAGGGAAUUAUUAGCUGCAGCGCAGGUUGAUUGUGAGGCUCUGAAGUCGAAGAUCCUCUCCGCGAUCCGGUCGCACUUGCUCGACAUCGUCGCGUGGGGCAGUCUUGAAUCUGCCCAGACAUGUGUCCUCCUAGGAACAUAUUACCUCUUCCACGGAGAUCCAGGGGUCGCAUGGCCCGUGUGUGGCUGUGCUCUACGAACCGCGCUCGCCCUGGGCCUGCAUCGAAAGCAGCAACCGCCAGAAAAUAGUACAGAGCAGGCUCUUUGCGAGUGGCGGAAUCAGAAUGAAGCCCGGAAGCGAUGCUGGUGGGCAAUAUACGAGAUCGAGACGUUUUGCUCCAUGUCUUAUGGAUACCCUCAUUCGAUUACAAGCACAGACUGGGACGUUGAGCCACUCGACCCGUCUGCAAAGUGUCCAUCUCCUUCUUGCAUGCCCUCACCCGCCUCAUUCGGGCAGCCACUGCUGUGUGAGACUACCCUGUUGACGUACAAGUACUUGAUGUCGAAGCUCUCUGUGAUAAUCCAACAGGUGCUCGCCCAGCUUUACCGUAUCGGGUCCACUGAGGCAUCGGAAUCCUUUCCAUCUCCCAACAUGUUGUUAGCGCGGGUUGGCGGCCUCAAACAAAAGCUGAGUGACUGGAAAAAUGAGAUCCCCGCCGCAUUGAAUGUAUCGUCCCCCGGUAGCAGCUAUGCCUCCCCGGAAGAUUUAGACCGCGACGUGGGAGCAUCUGGGCCACGCUUCGAGAGCCACAUCUAUCAACUCCAAGCCCUGACCCUGCAUCUCGCUUAUGAGAAUGCUCGCAUCCUCAUCCAUAGGCCUUUAUUGUCCAUGCGGUUCAAAUCCCACACCAACCUAGUCAACAAUGCUCCCCCCAGCACUGGCACCGAAGGUCCACUCCUCGAUUCGCUACAGAUCUGUCGCGACGCAGCACUCACGACAUCCCGACUCAUCUUGGCACCUGUCAUGGCGCUUGCCGCAGAGACAUACGCCGCAGCCUUUAUCGGCAUCCACACGUUUACGGCAGCACUAACCCUGUGCAUCCUGUUCAGCACCGAUCCGCUCAGCCCGCAGUCCCACGAGGUCAAACUCGGUCUGCAGCGGCUGAUGGCAGUGCAGCAGAAGCUACGGGUGCACUCGCCACUCUCGGCGCAAGGGCUGGAGAUCCUGAAACAGCUUGUCAGACACGCCAUGGAGAAAGAGUGGGGUGCGUUGCUUGAUGCGUCGCAGGUGAUCUCUCAGGGCUCCGUCGCGACUCUGAUGCAGUCUACAACUGCACAUGCCACGGAGCCACCGCCGGGACCUGCCAACGACUUUUCCCACGACAUGCCCGCAUUAACUUCUGGCGAGACAUUUCCUGCACUAGUGCAUGGUACCGCAAUUGUUGAGCGAGACAUUCCGAGCCACGGACAAGAGUACAUUCCAGACCCCACUCUGCUGCAGGCUAUUGCGGAUGUUGAUCGAGCUAUCAAUUCCAGUUACUCUGCCGAGCUACCCGAGCAGGACAGUCCGAAUGGUCUUGGCUGGUCGUUGUCCGAUCAGCAGUUGUUCCCGGAGCAGGCUUGGAUAUGGAGUCUCGAUGCCGUUGAUUACUCGCAGUGUCUUUGA
This is a messenger RNA of Aspergillus calidoustus, 2415 nucleotides long. The record is from the annotation of a GenBank genome assembly. Lineage: Eukaryota; Fungi; Ascomycota; Eurotiomycetes; Eurotiales; Aspergillaceae.